This is a messenger RNA of Stegastes partitus (bicolor damselfish), 1592 nucleotides long. RefSeq names its product histone-lysine N-methyltransferase SUV39H1. The record is from RefSeq and is a predicted model, not a curated record. Lineage: Eukaryota; Metazoa; Chordata; Actinopteri; Pomacentridae. The transcript has 6 exons. Gene Ontology annotation, molecular function: zinc ion binding; histone H3K9 methyltransferase activity; protein binding. Gene Ontology annotation, cellular component: nucleus. Bases 32 to 1267 code for a protein of 411 amino acids.
CGUCUCUUAUUUUGGCGGCUGUGCGGAAAACAUGGCGGAAAAUUUGAACGAUUGCAGCGUGGCCUGCAAGAUGUCCUGGGAUCAGCUGGAGGCCCUGUGUCGCAGAGAGAGGCUGCACAGCGACCAGCUGGGCGUCAGCAGAGCCAACGUGAACGAGUACGAAGUGGAGUUCCUCUGUGACUACCGGAAGGCCAAGGAGGAGGAGUUCUACCUGGUGAAGUGGAGGGGCUUCCCAGAAUCUGAUAACACCUGGGAACCCAAGAGGAACCUCAGAUGCCCUAAGCUAAUGAAGCAGUUCCACCUCGACCUGGACCAGGAGCUGAGGCGCCACAAGAGACGCUGCAUCCCUAAAAAGCUAGAUAAGGAAGUUGCCUCGUUUCUAGUCCAGAAAGCCAAAGUCCGCCAAAGUCUGCAGCGCUGGGAGGCUCACCUAAAUCUGACUCGCAAUCACCCAGGUCACAUUUUUGUCAUGAAUGAAGUGGACCUAGAGGGCCCUCCAAAAAACUUCACCUACAUCAACAACUACAAAGUAGGCCAGGGCAUUGUGCUGAAUGAGAUGGCUGUGGGCUGUGAGUGUAAGAACUGUGUAGAGGAGCCAGUGAAUGGCUGUUGUCCUGGAGCCUCCCUGCACCGCAUGGCCUAUAACGACAGGGGGCAGGUCCGUAUCCGGCCAGGAAAGCCUAUCUAUGAGUGUAACUCCCGAUGCAGCUGUGGGCCCGAUUGCCCCAACAGAGUGGUGCAGAAAGGCAUCCAGUUCAACCUGUGCAUCUUUAAGACGGAGGAUGGCCGGGGAUGGGGCGUCCGCACGCUGCAGCGUAUCAAGAAGAACACGUUUGUCAUGGAGUACGUUGGAGAGAUCAUCACAACAGAUGAGGCGGAGAGGAGGGGUCACGUGUACGACCGCCAAGGCUCCACGUACCUGUUCGACCUGGACUACGUGGAGGACGUGUACACGGUGGAUGCAGCUCACUUAGGAAACAUCUCUCACUUUGUCAACCACAGUUGCACUCCCAACCUCCAGGUGUUCAAUGUUUUCAUCGACAACAUUGACGAGAGGCUUCCAAGAAUCGCUUUAUUCUCAACACGGGCUAUCCGGGCAGGAGAGGAGCUCACCUUUGACUACAAGAUGCAAAUUGAUCCAGUUGACACAGAAAGCACCAAAAUGGACUCCAGUUUCAGUCUGGCGGGGCUCCCGAGCUCUCCGAAGAAGAGGAUUCGAGUGGAGUGUCGAUGUGGAUCAGACUCGUGUCGGAAGUAUCUGUUCUGACAAGUGAUCUGUGAGAAUGUGGCGCUUAUCCAUGUGAAGAUGUGGAAAAUUGUACAGAUUUUAUAUCUAUAUUUUUUUAUGUUCAUGGAAGUGGAGACUCGCCACCAGCGUUUUAAAUGUGAACAUGGCAGACUCUGCCUACAUCAAAACCACAAUCCAGACUUUCAGAUGUGUGGUUUUUGUUUUUUAGAGAAGUGAAAGCUGCAUCAGAGCAUCCUGUGAGAACUUAAUUCCAGUAACUUCAGAAAUGUUCCGCCGUCCACCUAAAAUUGCAAGCAAGACAAAAAUAAAGGAGUGGUUUAGUUUGAUAGCACUCUACAAUGUG